This is a messenger RNA of Oncorhynchus masou masou (cherry salmon), 2357 nucleotides long. RefSeq names its product platelet-derived growth factor receptor-like protein. The record is from RefSeq and is a predicted model, not a curated record. Bases 486 to 1718 code for a protein of 410 amino acids. NCBI's taxonomy places the organism in Eukaryota, Metazoa, Chordata, Actinopteri, Salmoniformes, Salmonidae. The transcript has 8 exons.
CUGCCCCUGUCUCUUUCUCUAAUUCUCCCUCUCUCUCUCCCUCGCUCUCUCUCUCCCUCUUUCCCUUGCUCUCUCUCUCUCUCUCUCUCUCUCUCUCUCUCUCUCUCUCUCUCUCUCUGUCUCUCUCUCUAUUUCUUUCUUUCAUUCUCUUUAGGUCAGAAGAGGAAUGUGUGUGAUUUGGCUAAACAACUGACCACUCAUUUCGCAGUCACGCAGCAAACCUCCUUCUCCCUCCCUCCCUCUCUCCCUCCCUCUCUCCUUCUCUCUCUCCUUCUCUCUACCCCCUUCUUUCAUUUUCAUGUCUUUCUCUCCUUGUUGCGUUCCCUGUGGUUCUGCGGUUGUGAACCUUGUGAACUGUUAAUCUUGCGGUCAGCCAGUCGGUGGGUUCAUUGAUCUGUACAUCACAGGAUCCAUGGUGGCAGUGAACGUCUCAGGGGAGAAGUGGCGGCUGGUGUGGGUUCAUUGGUCUGUACAUCACAGGAUCCAUGGUGGCAGUAAACGGCUCAGGGGAGAAGUGGCGGCUGGUAUUACUGGGUGCUCUCCUCAUCUGUGGGUUAAUCCUGGAGUUUGGACAGUGCCAGCAGGAUGAGCAGGAGGGACGGACCACCCCUCCAGACCGUAAGCCCAAAUCCAGUAAGGGUAAUCCAGUGAGGGGAGCCGGUAAAGCCAAACCCAAACCCAAACCCAAACCCAGGGCGAAAGCAACACCGGAUCCCCCAUCAGCAGUCAACCAGGGACCUGUUCACCUGACACAGGUGGUGAACAAGGGGAAGUUCCGGCGUGUUGCCGACAGUCUGAGCAUCCGGUCGGGUGACACCCUGGAGCUGAGGUGUAAAGGGAACCCUGUUGAGUGGGGCGUUCCUGUUUACCUGGAGGAGGACGAUGAGGGGAGACUCAGGACGGUGCAGCAUGACCGGUAUGGCACCCUGACCCUGUCCAACUCUACAGGAGCAGACACUGGAGAAUACACCUGCUUCCCCAUGUACUGUGAAGACAGGGACUGCAGGAAGGUGUAUGACAAGGCUGUCAAAGUCUUUGUCUUCUUCCCUGACCCACAGGAGCUGUUUGUCCCCUCGUCCUCCUACUAUGAGGUCAUCCAGCUGAGGACCAAUUGGCCAACAGUCCUCCCCUGUCAGGUGACAUCACCUGACGCCAAGGUGUCUCUGCACCGGGAGUUUCCCCCGGUAGAGGUGGCGGUGGACGGGGCGGAGAUCACGUUUAACGUUAAACAGGGAUUCACUAUCCACCGGCCCAAGCUGCAUCACGCCGGGGAGCUGUACUGCGUUGCCAGCCUUGGAAAACUCAGGCAGAGCUCCGUCAAGUACAUGCUCAUAUACGUCAACUACCCUGUGGCGCCCCCGACCCCAGUGAUCCAGGCGUCCUCCAACUCUGUGGCCAUUGGUCAGAACCUACAGGUCACCUGUACUGUGAUUGGAGAACAGGACGUGGUCAUAGACUUCACUUGGGAGUACCCUGGGCAACAGAUCGGCAGGCCUCUGUACACCCAGGACAGUGUUCUUCCGGAUGGAGGGGGUCUGGGGAGGCAGCAGUCCCAGACCGUCCUCCUGGUAGAUGAGGUGAGGGAGGUGGACGGAGGGACUUACACGUGCACCGCCAAGAACCUGCAAGGCUCCAGAACCACCUCCACCACCAUCAAAGUGCUAGUGGCUGCUGCUAAGGAUAAGGUCAAAGACAAGCCCAAGCCUAAAAAACCCUGAGAGUCAAUAGACUUCAGAUCAGAAAUGGGAGAAGGAUGGCAUAGCCACGAAGGAGAAGGAAGUGGCCUAUCAAGAACUGGAACUGUAGAAUGAGUUGGUUCUAAUUCCAUGGGUGGAACCUUGUUUUAAUUGACCAUUCUACUCCUGACAUUACUAUGUAUGUAUACUGUGAAGCUAUAGGGCUCAAUGAGUGAGCUCUCAAGCAGCUCAUGGAUAUUAAAACAGCCAGUAGUUAACACACACACAGCAUAGAAGGUUUACACAGGGCAGAGGGAAAGAGAAGGCUGGGCGGAAGAAUGGAAAUUGGGGAGAGAGAGAAAGGGAGUGUUGGGGGGGGAUAGAGAGAGCCAGAUAGCAUUCUGAGCAUCUACAUUGUAGUGAAUGUAUUUUGAUAGACAUAAUUAUUAGAAUAUAGACAUGGUAAAUAGAAUAGAACAACGCUCCUGUAUCAAUGCAGAUUUAAAGGACCAUCAUCAGACUCUCACCUUCUUUGGUGGGCGUUUCUAUAUCGCAAGUAGUGUUUCUUUUGUACUUGUGAGAAUAUCUCCUCUCCAACUUUCCACCGCCGGCAGGUUUCUCUCGUGUUCUCUCUUCCUACUUCCUGUUUGUCUCAAUAAAGAAAUGUUUUCGUAGACUACA